Molecule: messenger RNA, 622 nt
Organism: Ilex paraguariensis (yerba mate)
Lineage: Eukaryota; Viridiplantae; Streptophyta; Magnoliopsida; Aquifoliales; Aquifoliaceae
Source: the annotation of a GenBank genome assembly
CCUAAACUUGGGGUUGAUGGCGGACCAUGAGCUGGACCCGAACGUGCCUUCAUCUUCAUCCCUCCACCUGGUCUCUGCCUUUCUCGCCAUGGAACCUCCGGAGGUGUUGAUCUCCUUGGCCCGGCUUUGUGGAGGUGGUUCGGUUACAGAGAAAGUACAGAACUUCAUUUGGGUCCACUGUAUAAGCAAAGCUGAUGAGAAAUUUUAUGCACCUUACUUGAAAGGUUUUCUGAAAAAGCUUAUUGAUGAACUUGAAUCAAGCGGUGCUGAGGUUUUGGAUGAACUGUAUGAACAAUAUGCAUUUUACAUGGCUUCAUUAAAGGAGGAUAAUUUGGCGAAAGGAAAUUCAAGGGUAUGGAAAUGGAUUACAUUUCUUUUUCCAAAUGACAAUCUUGAAUUCCCUAGUUGUCCAAAGCCAAGGAAGCUAGUGAUUCCAGUACGAUGUUCUCUCAACAUGCUUGAAGGAGAUACUGGUUGUUCCAUUUGGCCCUCAAGUCUUUUCUUGUCAGAGUUUGUUCUUUCUUGUCCAGAGAUAUUCUCGAGUAAAUCUUGUUUUGAGGUAAGUGCCUGUCCAACUGGAAAUCUUGCACAAGUUGUUCGUGCUAUCAUUUCUCCAUAUUAA